Fulvia fulva is the source of this 177-nucleotide messenger RNA. RefSeq lists its product as uncharacterized. Lineage: Eukaryota; Fungi; Ascomycota; Dothideomycetes; Mycosphaerellales; Mycosphaerellaceae. The record is from RefSeq and is a predicted model, not a curated record. The coding region runs from base 1 to 177 and encodes 58 amino acids. The transcript is spliced from 2 exons.
AUGAGUGAACAGCAAGUGUUGAUUGCGCUGCGAUACGAGGGCAAUGCUUGUCGAUUGUCACCGAGACUGUAUUUCAUCUACCGGGAACGUGGAAAUGGCCUGGAGUCUAUUGGUAUGAAAGCCACUAUCUUCCCUGCUUCGGACGGAGGAAUGGAGGCGGUGGUGAGUUGGCAGUAG